ACACAGCAAUGGUUCCUGGCUCACCGCCGCUGCUCUGCGGGAAAGUGUCCCGAGACAUCAAGCAGGAGCUGGACAAACUGAGUGGGGACAUCCGGUCCAAGAAGCUGCGCUGGUUGUCUGAGUGCUUCUCGCCUCCAGGGGGCAGCAGUAACCUGUGGGACCUGGUGUUUGUCAUCAACGGUCAGGACGACUCUCUGCUGCCGUCCAGCUACAGCAAGGGUCUGAUGCACAUGAAACAUCUGGUCAAGUUUAAAACUUCUGAGGCCCAGGAGCUGACGAUAGUAAAAAUGUCGAAGUUCGGAGGAGGAAUCGGAGCUCCCAGUAAGGAGGAGCGUCUGAAGGAGGCAGCAGAUAUUCACCUGAGACUGGGACAGAUCCAGAGAUACUGUGAGCUGAUGGUGGAGCUGGGACAGUGGGAGAAGGCUUUAUCUGUUGCUCCAGGAGUCUCCAUGAAGUACUGGAAGAAACUCAUGCAGAGGCGAGCCGAUCAAYUGAUGGCUGAAGAUAACGAUGACGCCAUCCCGUACUGCAUCGCCACUGGAGACAUUAAGAAACUGGUGACGUUCUUCAGCAGCAGGGGGCAGCUGCUGGAGGCCUUACUGAUCGCACAGGGAGCCUGUGAGGGAAACAUCCGUUCUCCACAAACUGCAGUCAACCACACAACCAACGAUGUGGAGAACAGACAGCAGUACCACAGGGAGCUCUCAGCAGACCUGCUGCAGAUGGUUCCAGACAACCACAUCUUAUUGGUUCAGCUUUGUGCGUUUUACCCAGGAAGUUCUGCAGAACUGGACCGGUUCCACCACAGGUGCGGCCUGCCGUCCACAGAGGAGUGCAGGACRUUAGCAGAAGAAGCUGUGAGCCAAGGUGAUCUGUUCUCUGCUGUGAAGUUCCACCUGCUGAGCUCCGAGCCUGAAAACGCCCUGCAGCUCGGCAUCAGACACAUCAAAGAACAGCUGUCAGGAUCUGAUUGGACUGUGGACAUGCUUCAUCCCAUCCUGGACCUGAUGAGUUUCAUCAGAACGGACCACCUGAUCCAGUCCAGACUGACUGAAGCCCGCAGUGAGCUGCUCAUCCUGUGUGGGUACAUCGGAGCUCUGCUGGCCAUCAGGAGGAGUUACUGCAGCAUCGUACCUGCUCUAUACGAGUACACCAGUCCAUCAGAGAGUCAGAGAAAAGAGUUCUGCUGCCUGGAGAGGAGGAUCCAGCCAUCGGAACCAGCGGCGCCGGUCCUGCACGGCGCUGAUUACGUGACGGGUUCUAACCUACCGAGCCACUCGGACCUGCAGCUGUCCUGCUUCACCGGACACAGAAUCCAGGGUCCUGUCUUUGUCCUGGAGGACAACAAGUCCUCCAUCUCCCUGAACGAUGCUCUGAUGUGGGCCAAGGUCAACCCUUUCUCCCCACUGGGGACUGGAGUCCGGAUCAACCCGUUCUGACAGAACCACAGGCGGUAUGACCCGAACCUGAACCACCAGACCUGAACUUGAACCACCAGACCCGAACCUGAACCACCAGACCCGAACCUGAACCACCAGACCUGAACCUGAACCACCAGACCUGAACCUGAACCACCAGACCUGAACCUGAACCACCAGAC
This is a messenger RNA of Austrofundulus limnaeus, 1600 nucleotides long. RefSeq names its product WD repeat-containing protein 17. Gene Ontology annotation, molecular function: protein binding. Lineage: Eukaryota; Metazoa; Chordata; Actinopteri; Cyprinodontiformes; Rivulidae. The record is from RefSeq and is a predicted model, not a curated record.